AUGGCAUCAUCCCAUGUUACCCAACGUGCCUCGACAUCGGCCUCCGAUAUUCCCCUCGCCGACCUCGAGAAGGGAUCGCACACGACUUCCAGUCCAGAUAAUUCCCGCUGGAAUGGUUUCUCUCAAUUUCAUCCCUCCAACAUCCUAGCGAACACCGACAAUGGGCUGGCCCCGAAAGGAUCGCAGGACGAUUGGAUCGCCCAAGCGGAAGACGCCUUUCAUUCCUUGACAAUUGCAUUGACCCCAAGUUUCUUACAACGUUAUCCGGCCAAACUGCACGCCAUCGCCGCGCUGGACGGGCUUCGUGGUUGGGCUUGUCUGCUCGUCUUCAAUUUCCACUUCCUCUUCACAUAUACCUGGAAAGUCGCGGUCGGAUGGGGUUUCGCCAAUGAGAACUUUGGCAUUCAUCAAUUGCCCAUUGUCCACAUGCUGAUCUCGGGCCAUAUCAUGGUGGCCAUCUUUUUCGUCAUCUCCGGCUACGUCCUCUCCUACAAACCUCUCAAGACCAUCCGCUCCCGCUCCUUCGAACAAACUUUCACUGUUUUGGCCUCGUCAACUUUCCGCCGAGCAUUGCGACUCUAUAUUCCUUCAAUUGUCGGACUGGCCUGUGUCUUUGUAGCGGUCCGUCUGGGGCUGUACAAUUACUCUUGGGGCGUCAUUAAGGAAGGCCAUACCAUUCUUGGGACCAAUGAGCAACAUCCUCCAGUGUACAAAUCUCUUUACAAGCAGUCCUGGGAUUUUUACUACACCGUUGCGCACCUCAUGAAUCCAUUCGACUGGGGUCUUUAUUACAACAACUACAACCCACAUUUAUGGACCAUUCCUGUGGAAUUGCGGAGUUCGAUGGUGCUCUUCCUGGUAACCCUCGGAACCUCCCGUCUCACCGCGCAGUUGCGCAUGCCUAUCGUUGCGAUCUUGAUUUGGUCCUGUAUGCGCUACGGUCGCUGGGAUGUAGUACUCUUUUUGACUGGGAUGUUGAUGGCCGAGAUUGACCAGAUCAACAAAACAUGGGAGAAGCCUCCCAACGCGGUCGACGACAAGCCCGAUAUUCGUCUCAUUUGUGGAGGGAGUGUCCUCGCCAGCAUAUCUCGCCGCCGCUUCUGGAUAUUUGUCUUUUUUGUUGGCCUCUAUUUUGGAUCGACGCCCAACAUCGGAUACAAAUGGACGCCCUUCUACCGAUGGAUGUGGGACGCCACACCAUGGACUUAUCCCGAACCCCAUCGCUUCCCCCAGACAAUCGGCGCCGCGCUCAUCGUGUUCAGUAUUAAUCAUUCGCCCGAUAUCCAAAAAUUAUUCACCAAUCCCCUCUCGCAGUACCUGGGCAAGAUUUCGUUUGCCUUUUACAUCGUGCAUGGACCAAUCCUGCAUUGCUUGGGAUACGCGAUCAUGCCUAGUAUAUGGGCGAUGACCGGCAAGGAAACCAACUUUCAAUACUGUUUCGGGUUCUUGAUCGGCUGGCUGGUCUGCUUACCCCUUUCCAUAUGGGCUGGUGACGUCUACUGGCGCGCAGUCGACGUCCCCAGUGUCAAAUUCGCUCGCUGGCUCGAGGAUCGAGUAGUCACCAAAGGAUAG
Messenger RNA from Penicillium manginii, 1572 nucleotides. Its product is annotated as acyltransferase family protein. Gene Ontology annotation, cellular component: membrane. Gene Ontology annotation, molecular function: acyltransferase activity, transferring groups other than amino-acyl groups. The transcript is spliced from 2 exons. Lineage: Eukaryota; Fungi; Ascomycota; Eurotiomycetes; Eurotiales; Aspergillaceae. The record is from RefSeq and is a predicted model, not a curated record. The coding region runs from base 1 to 1572 and encodes 523 amino acids. Gene Ontology annotation, biological process: polysaccharide biosynthetic process.